CUUUCGUUGACUAUCUGGUUGCACUUUUUAUAUUCUAUUUUCUUUUUCAUUACUGUUUUUUGUUAUGAUAAAUUGCUGUGCUUAUUCAGGCGCUCUAUGAUUUGACUGGGGAAAGAUAACUUGUAUCAGGAGUUCACAAAGAGGGAAGUUUAACAAGUACAUGGAAUGAAAAACACAACUUGCCAAAGACCCCAAACACAAAGGGAAGGAAUUCCUUUUCGUCUAUGGAAACACCAACCAGAAGCUCCAAAAGAAGUCGCUUGUUUUAUGAGGAGGAUGACAAACCGAUAAAUUCAAGAUCUCCAAGAAGAAGUCAGAGAGUUACAAUGGUGCCCCAGAAACUUGCAACUGCUGCUACACCAGAUAAAAAAGUAUCACAGAAGAUUGGGCUUAGGUUGCGGAAUCUCCUCAAACUUCCAAAAGCGCACAAGUGGUGCAUCUAUGAGUGGUUUUAUUCUAAUAUAGACAGGCCAUUAUUUGAAGGGGACAAUGACUUCUGUGUUUGUUUGAAAGAGUCAUUUCCAAACCUAAAAACCAGAAAGUUGACCCGAGUAGAAUGGGGGAAAAUCAGAAGGUUGAUGGGAAAACCAAGACGGUGUUCAGCAGCGUUCUUUGCAGAGGAGAGAUCGGCAUUAAAGCAGAAACGACAGAAAAUCAGAGUACUGCAGCAGAGAAAGGUCACAGAUGUGUCACACUUCAAAGAUCUUCCAGAAGAAAUCCCACUGCCUUUAGUAAUAGGGACGAAAGUGACAGCUCGACUGAGAGGUGUACAUGAUGGGUUGUUUACUGGACAGAUAGAUGCUGUUGAUACCAUUGCUGCUACCUACAGAGUCACAUUUGACAGGAAUGGCCUGGGAACACACACUGUUCCUGACUACGAAGUACUUAGCAAUGAACCUCAUGAAACAAUGCCCAUCUCUGCCUUUGCACAAAAACAGCGACCUUCCAGAUUCCAGACCUUCAUGACCCCACCCCACAUGCCUUACACACCGUCUGCCCAGUCUCCUAUCACGGAUAAUGAUCCCUACCUGGGACAGUCACCUUGGAAAAGUAAGCUAAGUGGUUCUGAAGGAGACACCUUGGGUGGCUUUCCAGUAAAAUUUCUUGUGCAAGUCACAAGAUUAUCCAAAAUCCUUAUGAGCAAGAAGGACCAUAUCAAGCAGUUAAAAGAAAUGAACACGGAAGCUGAAAAACUGAAAUCCUAUUCAAUGCCAAUUGGUAUUGAGUUUCAGAAGAGGUAUGCCACCAUUGUCCUGGAUUUGGAGCAGCUCAACAAAGACCUGAACAAAGUUUUGCACGAAGUUCAGCAGUAUUGCUAUGAGAUCGCUCCAGAGCAGGGUAUGCAACCUGCAGACCAGCCAACAGAUUUGCGGAGAAAAUGUGAAGAGGAAGCCCAAGAAAUGGUCAGACAGGCAAACACCUUACCAAGUGGGCAACACUGUGUCCAGAAUGAAAGCCUCACGGAUCUUAUUUCUGGGCUUUCAGCUGUGUUGCUACAGAUAAAGUGCUUAGCAGAAGGGGGAGACUUGAACUCAUUUGAAUUUAAGUCACUGACGGAUUCAUUGAAUGACAUCAAGAGUUCAAUUGAUGUUUCAAAUAUCAGUUGCUUCCAGAAUAAUGUAGAGAUCCAUGUUGCGCAUAUUCAGAGUGGUUUGAGCCAGAUGGGGAAUCUUCAUGCUUUUGCUGCCAAUAACACCAACAGGGAUUGAUUUUUUUUUUAACAAUGUAUUUCAGUAGAAACAACCUUGAAACUAUCUACACUGUAAAUAUCUCUUACAAGUACCCAUGUAUCCACAAAUGGACUUUGUUAUAACAUUAAUAGUUUAGACUGUUAUUCAAAGUACUUUGACAUUAAUACAUAGAUGUGGGGUAUUUUAUGUGUCUUGCACACUGUGCAAGAGUCUAUUUUUUGUGUUUUUUAUGUUUUAAAAGCUUCAGUCAGGGUUUUUGUUCUGAUGGAUGUUUGUUUUUGUUUUGGAGGUUUAGGGUCAAUGAGCCUGUCCUCUUGUAUAGUAAUGAUUGAUGCAUCUGAUUGCGUAAAAGUGGCUGUUGCAAACAUUCAGUAUAGGCAAGUGUGUGAACUUAUGGUGUAUUUAUGUUCUCCUGCAAUCCACUACAAUGUUUUUUGUUUUUUUUAAUCCUUUCUUUUACUGUGGAAGUAAAAUGGAAAUCCUGGAUAUGAAAUUCUUAAGACGUCUGUCUUCACACAGGUUCUAGGCCCCAUGCUGGCCGGGGUUGAUGGUUUUUUGUUUUGCCUUCCCCUCCCCCUCCAUCAGUUUGUAAGAUUGAACAGGAAUCUGGUUCAAUCCUCACUGUCCCUGAUAUAAAUAUCCUAUUGUGUGUUUUUUUUUUUUUUUUUUUUUUUGGGGGGGGGGGGGGCACUCGGUUACACAAAAACACAUCAAAACA
Polyodon spathula (Mississippi paddlefish) is the source of this 2409-nucleotide messenger RNA. It is a transcript of the gene lin9, whose product is annotated as lin-9 DREAM MuvB core complex component. Gene Ontology annotation, molecular function: DNA binding. The transcript is spliced from 14 exons. The coding region runs from base 225 to 1709 and encodes 494 amino acids. The record is from RefSeq and is a predicted model, not a curated record. Lineage: Eukaryota; Metazoa; Chordata; Actinopteri; Acipenseriformes; Polyodontidae. Gene Ontology annotation, cellular component: transcription repressor complex; nucleoplasm. Gene Ontology annotation, biological process: regulation of cell cycle; regulation of transcription by RNA polymerase II; DNA-templated transcription.